This is a messenger RNA of Mesorhabditis belari, 471 nucleotides long. The record is from the annotation of a GenBank genome assembly. Lineage: Eukaryota; Metazoa; Nematoda; Chromadorea; Rhabditida; Rhabditidae.
AUGUCUCACGAUUUCCCCUCCAAUCUUGAAACCACUUUUCUCCUGCUCGUUCUCCUCUCCGAGUGGCCCCCCUUUUCCCUAACAUCAUCCCCAUCAACUCAAGCAAAGAUGUUUUCCAUUCGAUUUUCGUCAUUUUUGGCAGUUUCCCUUCUUCAAAUUGUCACCUCAGAUUCGAUUGAACAAGACCAUCAAAGGAUACGCAAAAGUCCUUUGGCUGACUACUCGGAUGCCAUUCAGCCGUUCAUCCGUUUCCGACGAGCCGGCGAUGAACUUGAUGAGGGAAAUCUACAGCAUUUCUUGCGAUUUAGGAGCGGAGGUGACGAGAAUCUUCAGCCAUUCCUUCGUUUCAGACGUCAAUUCGACGAUUUGCACCCGUUUUUGCGCUUUCGGCGAUCCGUUGAUGUCGAUCAACAAAAAGGCGUUCAACAACAAGAAAUGAACCAACAAAAGCUUCGACCCGAGCGUUCGUGG